Messenger RNA from Coregonus sp. 'balchen', 836 nucleotides. Lineage: Eukaryota; Metazoa; Chordata; Actinopteri; Salmoniformes; Salmonidae. The record is from the annotation of a GenBank genome assembly.
AUGUUUAAAAAAGCAAAAAGAUCAAAUUUAAGACGGAGGAAUGAGUCGGACGAGGACGAGAAGGAGGAAAGCCAGCCAGCCCAGCAGCCAUGCGGGCCUUUCGCCGAGGAUCUCCCGAUGCCCGAUGCCCCCAGCACAGACGCCUUCUCCGGGGUUAGCGUGGACGUGCACCACGGCAACGGGUUUCAGUCAAAGGCCAUCAAGAAGGAAAAUAAGAAAACUCGGGAUGCAGGGGGAGCCCCGAAAGCCAGUUUGCUGAGCUUUGAUGAUGACGAAGGUAAAGUUAACGUCGGAUAGUUAGCUAGCUAACUGAUUACCUCUCCUUUAUUACCGGUAACGUGAGUUAGCUAAUCUAGCUAGCAAGCUAGUUAACGUUAGUUAGCUAACUAACCGGUUAGCUAACCGUUUCAGCGGAUAUUUAACUACCUAAUAAGUGUUCUUGUAAUAAAUACUGUGCUUCCGAGCUGACGUAUUGAACUGUUGACAAUUUCACAUUGUCAAAACAUUUUAAAACAUUGUCAACGUUUCUGCAUUGUGGGUUAGCCAAGUUAACUAAUGUUAGUCAGCUACAGUAGCUAGCAGAUUCAAGGUUGUAAACAACAUAGCUAACUAGCUAACUAGUUAACAGCCGUUUGGUUGCAUCCAAUCUUCACAUAAUUAUUUUGUUGCUUGUUUCAUUGUUUACACGAACGUUAACUGAUCUCUCUCUCGUAGAUGAGGCUGAGGUGUUCAGAGUGAAGAAAUCCAACCACAGCAAGAAGAUCGUCAAGCAGCUGAAGAAAGAAUACAAGGAAGAUCUGGAGAAGGUCUGCUAUGUCAAACAAGAGCCCAACACC